Molecule: messenger RNA, 1668 nt
Organism: Penicillium angulare
Lineage: Eukaryota; Fungi; Ascomycota; Eurotiomycetes; Eurotiales; Aspergillaceae
Gene: dps1
Product: putative aspartyl-tRNA synthetase Dps1
Exons: 2
Coding region: 1-1668 (555 amino acids)
Biological process (GO): aspartyl-tRNA aminoacylation
Cellular component (GO): aminoacyl-tRNA synthetase multienzyme complex; cytoplasm; cytosol
Molecular function (GO): aspartate-tRNA ligase activity; RNA binding; ATP binding
Source: RefSeq, a predicted model, not a curated record
AUGGCGGAAUCCGAGUUGCCCACCCGUCCCAAGCCCGAGGAGACCCCCGCAGCUGCCCCCGCCGCGGAGGGCGAGACCAAGAACGCUGCGAAGAACGCUGCUAAGAAGGCCGCGAAGGAGAAGGCAAAGGCUGACAAGGCUGCCGCACGCGCUGCACAGGAGCAGGCCCAGGCCGCCGCAAAAGAAGCCAAUGACACCGCUAAACACCUGUACGGUCCUCUUCCCGAAGCCGAGGACGUCACCCCCUCCACACGAUUCAGCCAGCUCUCGGAAGAUUCUUAUGAGAAGGAGAUCACCGUUGUCGCGCGUGUCGAUAAUGCUCGUGUCCAGAGUGCCAAGCUGGCGUUCCUGAUGCUGCGUCAACAGGGCCAAAAGGUGCAGGCCGUCAUUGCUCUCAAUGAGCCCAUCUCGCGCCAGAUGAUCAAAUACACCGGUGGACUGAACGUCAACUCCAUCGUCCGCAUCACUGGUCUUGUCAAGAAGCCCGAGAUUCCUAUCUCAUCUGCGACUAUCCAGAACCUCGAGCUUCACAUUCGCAAGGUGUACAUGAUCUCCGAGGCUGCUCAGAUGCUUCCCAUGCAGGUCAAGGAUGCAGAGCGUCCCCCUCCCACCGAGGAGAAGGAGAAUGAGGUUGAUGAGUCCGGUGCCCCUAUAGUCACUCUCAAGACUCGUCUCGACAACCGUGUUUUGGAUCUGCAGACCGAGACCAGCCAGGCCAUUACAUGGAUCUCCAGCGGUGUCAGCGAGCUUUUCGCUGAGUACAUGAUCAAGAGCGGCUCUCGUUGGAUCUUCACCCCCAAGCUGGUCAACUCCGCCACUGAAGGUGGUAGCAACGUCUUCGAAGUCAAGUACUUCAAGCGCAAUGGCUACUUGGCCCAGAGCCCUCAGCUGUACAAGCAGAUGUGUAUCGCCGGUGACAUGGAGAACGUCUUCGAGAUCGCUCCCGUGUUCCGUGCCGAGGACAGCAACACUCACCGUCACUUGACUGAGUUCUCCGGUCUCGAUUUCGAAAAGACAUUCGACCACCACUACCACGAGGUUCUUGGAUUUGCUGAGGACCUGCUUGUCUUCAUCCUUACCCAGCUUAAGGAGCGCUACUCCGCCCAGAUCGCCACAAUUCAGAAGUCCUACCCCAAGGCCGGUGACUUCAAGCUCCCCAAGAAUGGCAAGGCCCUGCGUCUGAACUACAUGGAUGGUGUUGCGCUGCUGAAGGAGGCUGGCGUUGACAUGUCCGAGCAAGAGCGCUUCGAGAACGACUUCAGCACUGCUAUGGAGAAGCAGCUUGGCCAGAUCAUCCGCGACAAGUACGACACUGACUUCUAUGUCCUGGAUAAGUUCCCCAUGGCUGUGCGUCCAUUCUACACCAAAGCCGAUCCCAAGGAUGCCCGCUUCUCCAACUCAUAUGACUUCUUCAUGCGUGGUGAGGAGAUCAUGUCCGGUGCCCAGCGUAUUCACAACAUUGAUGAGCUCGAGGCUUCCAUGCGCUCCAAGGGUCUCGACCCUACUCAGGAGGGCUUCGAGGAUUACCUCAAUGCUUUCCGUCAAGGAUGUCCUCCUCACGCUGGUGGUGGUCUGGGUCUGAACCGUAUUGUGAUGUUCUUCCUGGGUCUGCCUAAUGUACGACUUGCGUCCCUGUUCCCUCGUGACCCUCAGCGUCUGCGACCAUAG